This is a messenger RNA of Ichthyophthirius multifiliis, 1486 nucleotides long. RefSeq lists its product as hypothetical. NCBI's taxonomy places the organism in Eukaryota, Ciliophora, Oligohymenophorea, Hymenostomatida. The record is from RefSeq and is a predicted model, not a curated record. The transcript has a single exon.
CGACUAUUUUGAGCCCAGUGAACAUAAAAAUACAGUAACAAUCCAAAAAGGUCUUCAAACUUAAUCAUAUGAAUUCAAAAAGGAGACCUAAUUAUCUAAAUUAUAAUCCAAAGUGACUUUAUAAAACAUAUCUUCAACAUAUACUACAGCCCAUUAAAGUACUUUAAGCACAAUAAAAGGUACUUUAAAUAAAGAAUAAAGAGGUUCAUAGAGAGUAAAAGACAAAAAAGACCGAGCAACAGUAGAAUAAGUAUUAGACCCAAAGACUCGAGUUAUAUUAGUUAAAUUACUAAACAAGAAAAUUAUAAAGGAAAUAAAUGGAUGUAUUUCAACUGGAAAAGAAGCAAAUGUAUAUCAUGCAAGUAAUGAAAAAGGGAAUGAAUUUGCAAUAAAAAUAUAUAAAACAUCCAUUUUAGUAUUCAAAGAUAGAGAUAAAUAUGUAGCUGGAGAAUUCAGAUUUAGAAAAGGACAUUGUAAGGGAAAUCCGAGAAAAAUGAUAAAACUUUGGGCCGAAAAAGAAAUCAGGAAUUUAAAAAGAAUCCAAUAAAGCUCGAUUCCUUGCCCUGAUCCGCUUUUAAUAAAAUCUAAUAUCCUAAUGAUGUCUUUUAUUGGUAAAGACGGGAAAGCGGCCCCUAGAUUAAAAGAUGCAGAAGGACUUUUAUAGGAAGAUUAUAGUAAAAUAUAUCUUUAAUUAUUGAAAAAUAUGAGGACUUUAUACCAAGACUGCCAUUUAAUACAUGGAGACUUGUCUGAAUAUAACCUUUUAUAUUAUAAUGAGAUUUUAUAUAUGAUUGAUGUCUCUUAGAGUAUAGAACAUGACCAUAAUCAUGCUUUGGAUUUCCUCAGAAGAGACAUAUUUAAUGUAAAUUCUUAUUUUAAGAAAAAAUAAGUUCUUACAUUUGGAAUGAAGUAAGUUUUCGAUUUUAUCACUGACCUCUAAAUUAAAGAUGUGGAUGAAUAAAUAGAUUAAUUAAUAAAUAAUAGACAUGAAGAUACUGAGUAAGAGGAAAAGAUUUUCGCAGGAAUUUACAUUCCAAGAACUUUAAGUGAGAUUAGUUUAAAGUAAAUAGAGGAAAAUAUUAUUAAUAAAUAAGAUAAUUUAGUUUAUUCAAAAUUAACGGGAUUAAUUCUUUAAGAAAAUAAUAAUAAUGAUUUAAAUAAAUAAAGUUAAUUAUAAUAACAAUAAUAAAUAGAAAAUAAUAAUCAUGAAAAUGAUAAUAAUAGCUAUGAUAGUAAUAAUAGUGAAGGUAAUUAUAGUAGCAGUGAUAAUGAAAGUAGUAAUAGUGAAGAUAAUAGUAGUGAAAAUAGUGAAAAUAUAAAAGACGAUGAAAAUUAGAACACCAACGAAAAUUAAUAAGAUGAGAAAAAUGAAGAGGGCGAUAAUUAAGAAUAAAUUAAAGAUAAAAAAAAGAAGGGAGGAGUUAGUAAAUAUGAAGGGUUGAAUAAAUAAGAUAGGAAAAAAUAAGUAAAGUAAGAAAAAAAAGAA